AUGGAGGAGGAAGAGAACAACCAGCUGGCCUUCCUGGAUGACCUCGUAUGCCGCAAGGAUUGUGGUGGACUAAAGACCAAAGUGUUCAGGAAAGCGACAAAUACGAUGCAAGUAAUGAACUUGGCGGAAAGCUGUGUGGUGAUAGAGUUUGGCCUGUGGUGGUUGCGUAUGAUCGACAGACAAACGUAGUGACUGAACUGACUGAUAAAACUGCAGUCAAGGUUUCAUUUAUGUCGUUAGUUCACAAUCUUUCAAGCCGCGAAUUUGAACAUGCCAAAACAGAUUUUAAACGUGUCACAUUUAUUAUAAUGAUGAAUGCCCUGAGUGGACCUACUGUAGACGCAACGCCUUCAGUCACACACACCUCUCAGCCAUGCCUCUCAUCCAUUCCGCUUUCUGCCCGAUAUAGGUCCAGCCUGGUCCUACACAAACAGCCAAUCAAAUCCCAACACCUGGAACCGUAUUAGCCCCACAAUGUGUUCAGGAUGGGCCCAGUCGCCGAUCAACUUGGAUUCCCAGAAUGCCACCUAUUUGGGCGAAAGUAGCGAUGCCGAGGUCGAUAUUGUUGUGCAGAGCACAGAGGGCCCGUCGUCAUUCACCGCUAUAAACAAUGGGCAUUCCUGUAAGCCUCAACCCCUCCCUUUCCCCCCUCCUCCAGUAACUCUUGGUGAGCCCUGUCAUUCCUGGUUAAACAUAGAAGUUUAAUGCCCAAAUUAUUUGGUCAUCCCAGCGCGUGAACGACCUGUGCGUUUUAAGCCAGCCAUUGAAUCAUGGCCUUGUCGCACUGCUGCACUGUCGAUCCGAAAGUCCAAGCACUCUUUGCCGGAACGCUCAAAUCAUCCGCUGAACAUCUCCAACUGGCCUCACGCAUACCGGCGCUUUUAAGGGCAACGGUAUAGAGAACGACCCCGCUUACCUGUCAGUAGACUAUGGAUCGUGUCAUGCGGAGUUUUAUCUUGGCAUUUGCAGGCUGUUGCAGAAACUACACUGCCAACGUAGAUCACUUCCCAGGACCUCCCACCUUAACUCAAAAUCCAUCAUUUUGUGAAAUUUAUUUUUUGUUUAUCGUUUAAUUACUACUCCCAUUUACGUUGUCGUACAAUAGCGUAGGAUAAGACUUCCGGCAUAAAUCCAGGAGAUUUCUGUGUUUUCUUUCCUUUUGUCAGCUUACUGUUUAGCGUGCUACCCCAUCCAUAAAACUCCCUUUACCAUAAAUCACGUAUGGCACGAUUCACAGUCUACUGACAGUUAAGUGGGGCCAUUCUCUAUACCGAUGCCCUUUUAAGCACUCCAGUCACCAUUCAGGGCAUUUUCUCAUUCUUGACGUGUAGUGCUUUCUAGCUAUUUAUUAAAUUUAGAUUAAUAGAGAAAUUAAACUCCACGGAACUCAAUAGAUGAGAGUUCAGAGCCUUCUCACUGUACCCACAUGGGACUAUACAUUUUUCUUCUAUUUAGCUUCUGAGGCUGGCUGUACUAGUAAAGUUCGUUUUUACAACCUAACUUCUGGUUAAUGGGAUACCAUACUAACAGCACAAGUAAUAGCCAAAAGCCCGUACACCCGUGUUCCGCCGAUAUUCUGUCGCUGCAUGACACAGCUGCGAGGGGUCCGACUCGCCAGUGGGUCCCCCAGCAUUUCUUGUCUACUUUCUGGUAGAUACUCCAAUUUAGAACUUGUUGCUUUUUAACUCCUCUAGAAAUGAUCUGUAAAGUUUGAGUAGAUGAGCAUAUUCUAGGUCUAUCGACGCAGCUGGAAAUCUUUAUGCAUGAAUCGGACAGAAAAUUUAUCGGAGUGAACAUGCCUCCGGCCUCUUAAAGUUGUGCUGGCCAGCAGCGACCAAGCCAAUCUCAUUCUUUUCAGACGUUUUAGGAUUAAAGGCUCCAACUUAAGUGGUUUUUUUCAACCGGACUAAUCCUCGUAAACUAGUUCUGGAACUAAGAAAGAGGCUCAGCGAAGGGGAGGACCAUCUAAUUAUAUACGAAAACCAACUCAGGCGAUGUCCGUCAUUCUUCCUUUGGAUAGGCCCGGUCCGAAUAACCGUGCAGCAGACAUAUUAAGUGCAACCAUAUCUUUCCUCAACAGGAUAUAAAAAUUUUUGACCAUCAACGUGCGGAGUUUGCUAUCAAAGUUCAACGAGCUAAACAUAUACCCCCAUGAUUUAUACCCUGACGUAAUCUCUCUAACAGAAACCUGGUUGAUCCAACACGUGGACGACCGUGAGUUGGCCUUGCCUGGCUACCAGCUGUUUAGAAGGGACAGGGAAGGGCGUCAGGGAGGGGUACUCACCUACGUGAAACAUGCAGUAUAUCUUUCAGAGAAAACCGACAAAUAUUCGUGUACUUCCGAGGCAAUGUGGCACUCCGGACUCACCGAGCUUUGAUUUCCUGACAGUCUAUCGACCGCCAAGAAAGGAACAUAUUGCCGAGGCCUCUCCUACUGGAGGAGCUCAAAAUUUUGCUACACGACCGGAUAUCCUUACCAUGGGUGACUAUAACGGCCCACGCAAAUAGCUUAGAACAGACCCUUGAUGGUAGUUUUGUGAACAAAACACUGAAGUUACUUCUCACUCAACACGUCACGUUUUCAAAUAGAGUACGCGAAGGCGAACAGGCCAACUGCCGUGAUCUUGUCCUUACGAAAUAACAGGACAGCAGUACUGAGGUGUCGUGCCUACCCCCCACCCCCCUAGGGAAAAGUGACCACGUCGUUCUACUAUGGGAUUACUCGCCCUCUUCCAUGUCCGAGAGACCCAUGACAGUUAGAAUAAACCUUUGGCACGGGGGAUUUCGGACAAAUGAGGGCUGAAAUUGCACGCAUUGAGUGGAACUCCGCAUUUGCUAAAGACUGGCAGCGGUUGCGAGAAGUAAUGCGCAGACUCAUCAUGACAGUUCGACCAUCGGUUUCGAUGAUGUCCACCGUGUGCCCCACAGUUGCAGCAGCAAUGGGAGCAGGGACGGUGACUUACGCAGGGGUUUAUAGUGCCGGUAGACUUGCGAAGCAUCUACCUACACUCUCUCCUCCUCCCUCGCCCGAGCCCGGUUUCAAGACAGAGCGAAAGCUGUGGAAGAAAUCACAUACUGACAAGAGGCCAACGUCCAUAAAUGCGUACAAAAUUCAAAAGAAUCGAGUCAAGGGCCUAAUCUUCAGGAUGAGAAGAGAAUUCGAACAAGAUCUGCUUAACUUUGUAGCGGAGAACCCCAAAUUAUUCUACGGUUACAUAAGGCAGGGCACGCGAAACAAGGACCCAAUACCACUGCUAAGGACUGCCGAAGGUGAAAAUUCCAUUGAAGAUAGAGUGAAUGCCGAUCAUCUAUCAAAUUUUCUCGGUUUGUUUUCAGUAGGGAAGAUGGAUAUAACCCUCCCACGAGUGACUUCGAAGUUGGCUACAAUCAUUGGGAUCGUCCAGUUCACCGAGGGCACGGUUCUGAUGGAGCUGAUUUAGCAAAAGGAAUCAACAUCACCAGGCUCCAAUGAGAUGCCGACGAAGAUUUUGAAGGAACUCGCUGGCGAGUUGGCUAAACAACUCUCUAUGCUUUUCCAUGCAUCCCUUGAGGCUGGAUGUAUGUCGGAUGACUGGAAAUUAACGUGGACUACGCGGCUGUAUAAGGACUGAGGUCGGGUCCCGGUGAAAAAUUACAGACCAGUCAGCCUCACCCCCAUUUGCUGCAAGAUUAUGGAAAAAAUAAUAAAGCAACAAUGAAUGCAGUUCCUUGAACAAAACCAUCUGCUUUCCGAUUCCCAGCAUUGAUUCCGAAAAAGCAGAUCCUGUGUGACAAACUUGUUCUACAGUCCGGAACACUGAACUCGGGCUGUUGAUAGAGGAGAUAUGGUGCAUACCAUUUAUAUCGACUUUAAAAAGGCCUUCGGCAGUGUGCCUCACCACCGCCUUCUAUACAAACUCAUCCGUACACGAGUGCGAGGUAAGCUUCUGAUGUGGAUUCGAAGUUUUUACUCGGCCGCUCUCAAGCCGUCCACGUCGGUGACCAGCAGUUUGCCGAGGUUGCCGUUAGGAGUGGUGUUCCCCAAGGCUCCGUUCUUGGCUCUACACUGUUCCUCAUAUAUGUCAACGGCUGGGCAAACGAACUGGAUUGUCAUGUCGCAAUGUGUGCUGAUUAUAUUAAGAUCUGGAGUACCAUCCGAAAUGAAGUUGACGAAGCACGGUUGCAGACAAACCCAGAUUUCCUCGAACAAUGGUCGUACGACUGGCUUUUGCCGUUUGACCUAAACAACGGUGACUUCCUACGAAUCGGUGGAAUCAGUUCUCCUAACCGCAAGGUCUACCGCCUGACUGACUGCAAGAAGUCGACGCCUAGGAGGACUCUCUGAGGCCUUCGCUGCACUGCUUAAAGGUAGCCAAGUCGGAGAUGUCCAUCCUAUGCCUCGUCAAACGGGCCAUCUCUUCCUUUGAUGAAGACUGCUUCGCUAAAGUCUUUUGAGCAUUCGUGCGGCCGUAUCUGGAGUUUUAUAUCCAAGCAUGGAGAUCCUGGACCGUCAAAAGCCUUAGCAAAUCCAACGGCGAACAACCAAACUUGUAACAGGACAGGGGUCAAUACCCUAAGAAAUGCUGUCGUUCCAUGAAAGAGCUGCGAAACAUGCGUGUCUGGGCUUUCGGCUAGUACCUUGAUGUUAGUAUGGUAUCCCCUUACCCAAAAUAUAUUACUAACUCGGAAGAUUAAGAUGCGAUUGCUGGAACAAUAAAUUCAUUGGCCUGAAGUUUCGGAUUCUCACUCGAACCCAUCAUCAGAGACAUUCGCAGAUAAGGGUAAUGGUUGCACAAGGAGUGCCGUAUGUAUAGCACGUGGCUGCCGUGGGACCAUACGCGUACUCUAAUUAACAGCUCCCGCAAUCAUCGCUGGGAUGGUAAUGGAUGCGAUGGUGGCUUGUCAGUCCGCGUCCGAGUCAUUAACGGCGAGGAUUUCGUUAUUCGUGUUGGAUGCUGGUGUGACGAUUGCUCGGCAAAUUGGCUCACGGUCACUGGGAUAGUUGCUCGCCCGAGCCCUCCCCACGUGACGCAACAGUGGAAUCAAUCCUCAGCCAAUUGGGAGCGACAGACGAAACGAAGACCCUCAUUCGGCACCAAAAGUCAUCCCUCCUCAUGGCUCAUAGGCCGCGCGACUGCUUUCCAAGGUCGAGCGCGAUGCACUUAAGGAACUCAGGGCCGACAACGACCUCGUUAUCGUGCCUGCUGACAAGGGGCGUUCAACGGUCGUAUUGGACAGGACAGACUACAAUCAAAAAGCCAAAAGCUUGUUGGAGGAUCGUCAGUCCUAUGUCCCAUGCGAAUCCAACCCCAUGAAAACGCUGACACGCGAGAUUAACGCGACGCUGUUGGCAAUGGAGAACUCAGGUGCAAUAUCACCAAUCGACCGAUGCAUGGCGAGAGCACAAGAAACAGCCCUAGCCCGAUUCUACGGCCUCUCAAAAGUGCACAAAGAGGGCUCUCCUCUCCGGUCUAUCGUAUCAUUAAAGGGCACUCCAACCUACGGACUGGCAAAGUGGCUGUUUCGGCGUCUCAUGUUACUGACCUCUGACUGUAACACUAAAGCCAGCUCGUCAACACAGUUCUUAGAGAAACUUAAAGGAGUAAGUGUCCUGCCAAGCGAUGUCAUGGUUUCCUUUGAUGUCAGGUCCCUUUUUACUUCUAUCCCGUAGGACCUGGCAGUCGAGACCAUCGAACUACUCCUACGAGAGAAAUAUGACGAAACGAAGAAUCGUCUCGGACACGCCCAAAUCAUCCAGCUCCUGAAGUUCUGUCUCAAGACGUACUUUACGUUCAAAGGAACAAUCUACGAACAGGUGAAGGGAACGCCAAUGGGUUUGCCGAUCUCGGGACUCAUAGCUGAGGCGGUGCUACAACGGUUGGAAUCGCUGGUUUUCCGAAACCGCAAACCGAAAUUCUUGGCUCGGUAAGUGGGUGACACCUUCGUCUUCAUCGAACGGGAUCAGGUGCUGACAUUCAAAGAACAUAUCAACGCCAUCUUCCUGGACAUCCAAUUUACGAUGGAGGAAAAAGAGAACAAGCAGCUGGCCUUUCUGGAUGUCUUCGUAUGCCGCAAAUAUUGUGGUGACCUAAAAACCGAAGUGUUCAGGAAAGCGACAAGUACGACGCAAGUAUUAAACUUCAGUAGCAACCACCCGAUCAAUCACAAUCGCAUUUGCGUAAGGGCUCUAUACCGGCACGUUGAGACGCACUGUAGUGAAAUGGGAGACAAACUUGCUGAAUUACAAUAUCUUCGACGGGUAAUAAGAGCCAAUGUUUACCCGCGCAACUUUGUAAACCAGUGCAUACGAAAGGGACACCAGAGACCAAAUCUAACCGUCCUUAAAUUUUAGCGGGCUCUUCGGUACGUGAAGAGCGUCUCGGAAGCCGUCAGUCGUAUUCUCACCCCACUUGGAGUUGGGGUUGCACACAGGCCGGAAGCCAAGUCACAAGGCCGAAAGGCCUACUGCCACGGCAGGAAACGUCUGGAGUCGUUUACCGGAUCUAGUGCAGAUGCGGACAAAGCAACUAUGUCGGAGAAACUGGGAGAUUACUCCGUACGCGAAUUGCCGAGCACGCAGCAGCAGUGAGGCGGGGAGACGCUAACUCUCAGGUGGCGGCACACUCGAUGGGACCCGGUCAUAUUUUCAAAUUUAAAGAGGCCGAAAUCCUCGCAAGGGGUGACAACCGCGUGAGCCGCGGGGCCGAAAGACCGUGCAACUGACAAGAAGACGAGCAGAGUAUUAUUACCGACAAAGACAAGAAGACGAGUCCACAACCUGCAGGUGAGUGGCCAAGGAGCCUGACGGAGGCCGGAGUUGCCGUGUGGCUGGCUGAUGAAUCUAAAUAUGCCAGAAAUACCGAAACGGUCGGCCAAUAAAUUUCUUGUUCCAGUGAUCGCAUCUUCGUCUUCUGAACUGCUACCUGGAAAUCGCCUGUUCGCUUCUAUCAGUAUACUACUAACUGCCUGUCGGUAGUUAAUGAAUAUUACUCGGUUACCCGCUGUGGUUGAUGGACAUCAUCCGAAAUAUUCCUACAUAAAUAUUUCGGUCUGCGCAUGUAGACCUCGAAUAUACUUAUCUACUCCAAGUUCGUAGUUAAUUUCUGAGGAAAUUAAAAACCAACGGCCUACCUUUCUCUAUAACUCAAUACCCUUUUAUUUUUCUGACUUAUACAGUGCUCGUCCGCGUUCCUCGGGGAAAAUGGAAGGUAACAUUAAAUGCCAAAGCAAAAAACUACUACGUUGUUGACGGAUAUCAUUUUCACUGGGGAGGUGCGAAUGACAGGGGUUCGGAGCACACUCUGGACGGCCAGUCUUUCCCGCUAGAGGUUUGUCUUUGUCCACUGUUGCAUAUCACUUAUGGCAAACCUUACAUCAGACGUAUUCUCAUGGACAGAACUGAAAAGAAGGACAGAAGAGGGGGAGAAGGGGUUGAAAAUAAAGGAAGGCAAGAUAAUACAGAUCAAACGAUCGCUCCUGUGGCUAACCCCCUUUGUAAUCAGGGCCAGUUCCCCCCGAGAAGACGGACACUAAAGGUGCUGUAUUCGAAUGUGCAGAGCCUGUUUAACAAGAUGGAUGAACUCAGGACUCUGAUCGACGAGCACACGCCAGAUAUCAUCGCCUUGACAGAAACAUGGCUUUCUGAAGCUAUUGGAGACCAUGAGGUAUCCCUCAGAGGCUGCCAACUGUUCAGAAGAGACAGGAGAAGCCGAGGAGGAGGGGUCGCUGUCUAUGUUAGCUACAACCUAACCGCGGUCCCCGAGCAUAAUCCAACAACAACAGCGAAAGUCGAAUUCCUAUCUUUAACUAUCUCCACCAAAUAUGCCAGGCCGCUGGCGUUUGCAGUUGUGUAUCGUCCCCCAAACCAGAUUUCCGAACACGAUAGCCUUCUCCUAAGGGAACUGAGCAAGACCUGCUCGAACAGAGACGUCCUUAUUGUAGGGGACUUUAACGCCCCCAAUAUCGACUGGCAAGCUUGGACGGUUGCGGGUCCAUCGAACACAUUUGGGCAACAUUUGCUUGAAUUGGCAGCAGAAAAACUACUUUUCCAGAAUGUAACUCUCGGAACACGUGUUAGGGAAGGGCAACGUUCAAAUUGCCUCGAUCUGGUGCUCACUCGAGAUGAGGAGAGUGUGCUGGAUAUACAAGAUCUCCCGCCAAUGGGUGCUAGUGAUCAUAUUGUGAUGCUCUUCGAGUAUUCCAUGUUCUCCCAGCCUAAUUCACCUGAACAAUUACAGGCAAAUAUCUGGAAGGGGGAUUUUUCUAGCAUGCGAACGCAAGCCUCAGCAAUACCGUGGACAACCACAUUACAAGGAACAGUUAAUGACUAUUGGAGCACGUUCAGCUCACUGGUCAAAAGAAUCGUUGAUCUGAACUGUCCACUCAGACGAAAGAAAACUAGCAACCGUCCGCCGUGGAUAAACCGGAAACUUCAAACCGCGUUUAAGAGGAGAAAUAAAGUGUGGAGACUCUAUCGACAAACAGAAAGUCCUGAAGACCUGACGGAAUACAAGCGACAGCGGAAUGCGUGCAAACGCGAGGCUCAUAGACUUCGAAGCAACUAUGAACUGUGCAUAUUACAAAAUUCCUUGGAGCAUCCUAAAAUCCUCUAUAGUUACAUACGUAAGGGACAGAGCAAUCGUGAACCGAUUCCAGCGCUAAGAUCCCAAAACGGAGUAAUUGAGACGGAUGACCACCUGAAAGCAUCAGCCUUCUCCAAUUUCUUUCAGUCGGUAUUCACUCAUGACACAAACCCUCCUGCCAUGCCAUAUGUAGACCAACGACAAUAUCCCUCCUGUCCUGCAUUGGAAGACAAUCUUUUCUUCUCACCUACGUUGAUAAGGACCGAACUACGCCGGCUGAAACCUGCCAAAUCACCUGGUCCAGAUGGAAUUCAUCCACUUGUCCUCCGAGAAUUAGCUGAUGUACUCUGUGAGCCGGUGUCCAUGAUAUUUCGGAAGUCCAUGGAAGAAGGCGAACUGCCGGAGGAGUGGAAAACGGCCCAUAUUUCUCCAAUCUAUAAAGGAGGAUCCAGACUGGAACCCGAAAACUACCGUCCUAUUAGUUUAACCUGCAUUCUAUGCAAGGUAAUGGAACGACUUAUUAAAGGGCAUUUAAUGUCGUAUCUGGAGCAGAGGGACCUGUUAUGUGCUGCUCAGCACGGAUUUCGUCGUGGUCACUCCUGUCUUACAAGCAGCCUUUACUCUCAGGAAAAGUGGACAACAGCCACAGACCAGGGCCGUCCAGUGGACGUCAUCUUCUUUGACUUUAAGAAGGCGUUUGAUAUCGUUCCUCAUGGACGACUGCUACAGAAGAUUUGGGAGUGUGGAAUACAGGGCAGCAUUUUUAAUUGGAUUAAAAGUUUCCUGUCAUGCAGGCUCCAAAAAGUCAUCGUUGGUGCCACUACAUCCGAAUGGGUGCCAGUAAAAAGCGGCGUUCCGCAGGGCUCAGUCUUGGGUCCUCUCCUCUUCCUUAUCUAUAUAAAUGACUGUCCUGCAGACCUUGAAUGCGAUGGCAUCAUGUUUGCGGAUGAUAUAAAGAUCUGGAAAACAAUCAGCUGCGUUGAAGAUGCGCAAAAGCUACAGGAAGAUGUUAAUAAGCUGGCUGCGUGGUCCAGCAAGUGGCUCCUAGCGUUCAACGUAUUCAAGUGUGUAGUCUUGCGACUAGAAUCUGGACGGAGGCGCUUCCAAAAACAUCAGUACAUCAUAAAUGGGGUUCCACUAAAUGAAGUGGACACGCACAAAGACCUAGGUGUCUGGACAUGCUCAAACUUGCUGCCCUCUCAGCACUGCAAAAGAGUCGUCCAAAAGGCAACCAGCACCAUGCACUGGAUUAGGCGUGCCUUCAAAAUCUUUCCUCCAGAACUCUUCUCACAGAUAUUCGGCACAUUCGUCAGACCGCACUUGGAAUACGGAAUGCCAUCAUGGAUGCCCUGGAUGAAGAAAGACAGUGAUGCCAUAGAGCAGGUGCAACGACGGGCCACAAAACUGGUGGACGGUCUCAGGACUCUGUCAUACCCAGAAAGACUGAUCCAGUUAAAUUUGUUCCCCCUAUCCUAUAGAAGAAUGAGGUGUGACCUAUUAUGGACAUUCCGCAUUAUCCACGGACAGGAAUGUUCGCUCAAAACUGACGACUGUUUUGAAUUCACGACCACGAGUCACCUGCGCGGUCACCCUUACAAAGUCAAGCGGGAGCGUACACGCCUAGACAAUCGGAAGUUUUCCUUCAGCCAGCGUGUUGUUCGGCCAUGGAACUCACUCCCAAGUGAAAUAGUGACAUCUGAUACAAUCGCUGUAUUCAAAAGGCAGCUGGAUCGUUUGAUAUUUGAUAAACGACGACUUUCACAACAGGACUACCUGCGGCCAGCCAUAAAUUUCAUUUCUUGAUUUCAUCCCUACUUAACACACCCCUGACUCUUAAUGAGAUGCCCCCUCUCAAACUAUGCAAAUGACUGCACUUUAUGCUGAUUGUAUAUAACUGCACUUAAAAUUUCAUGUGUACACUGAGAAGACCGCCUGCCGCACCCUUAGCAGUCCCGCACUGUGAAAGUUUCCCGUGAACAAAUAUAUUACUGACAAAAUUUUAGUAAGAUGUACAUUUAAAAUUUAUAUUUUAUGUACCGUUUUCAAUAGGGUCAUCAAGGGCAUUGCCUAUUACCCUAAAAAAUACAAUACAAAAAUACAAUACAAUACAAAAAAACAAACGAAAAUACGCCAUUCACGCGGCUGCUGAUGGCUGUAACUAUUAGGGGAGUGGUCCCUGGUAAGAUGUGGUUUGGUAGCCCCACCUGAUGGAUACAAUACUGUUAGGGUUAAGGGUUAGGAUUAGGGGUUAUGUUGGGGUUAGGGUUAGGGGUUAGCGCAACUAUUUCUCAACCAUUCAAAGUACAACCGCACCUUCCCAAUAACUUUUCUUUUGCAUGUAACUGCUUGACCUCGUCGCCUGUGCGUUCCCCGGCCCCACCUGUAAAAACCCCUAUUACCACCAGUGUCGUAUUAGAGGUGACUGGGGUUUGUUUACUUCAGCUGGGGCAGGUAGAGUUGUGGAACCAUCGAUCUCCCGCCAAACUGGCCCGCUUUGGGUGGCAUUCAGUGCAAAAGUGCGAUGGUUUGCCUCGGAAGGCAUGAAGGCAUCAAAUAAUAUGUGCCUGUCAGUAAACAUUUAGGUGCCAUACGGCGGACCCCAUUCAACGGGACAAUCAAUCUGACACAAGUGUCUUGCCGCCUGACAGGAAGCGAACGGCGUCGAUGUGAAAUUAUCGCAGACACAGAAGGUGGGUUAACUCAUGAAAUGUCGGUCGAAAUUUCGAAAUGCGUUCUCUUUACGAAAAGAUUAAUUAAAUUUGGUUGCAAAAUUAAUCACCAUCCAGCAUAAUUCUAUAAUGAUCUAGUUACCUCAGGGUAUCUUCUUUUGAAUGAACUUAUUUCCGACAGCACGCAAGAACUAUACUCUGCGAAAAAUGGCUACUUAGGUAGCAUGCAAUUUUCUCAUUGAUUUUCGAUGCUCUCAAAAGUUAGCUUCAAUUAUAUUUCAUGAAAAAACGCAUAAGCAUAUUCAUUCUUUUAUCUAUUCGGUAGGAAAUUACGUCUUCUUUCAAUUUUAUACUCGAAACAGGAGUAUAAUUCGAUUUCAAAAAAUUUCCUAAUCGUGAGACUUUUCAAUACCGUGAAAUGACUGUUUAUAAAACGUCAUGUAUCUGCAUUUGCCAAUGUGGCUUGUAAAGUUAACAAUAUUGUUCAAAUCCACUGCUAAUUUUAUGAACCCCAUAUGGUCUCCUCUUAAUACCGUAGAGAAAUAUAUGGUUUUCCGUACACGGAAAAUAUACGGCUUGUAGUUUUGAAACCCUGAACGCCAGUAUAACAGCUGGUCGGGUUCAAAAUUAUUCGGGAAUUAGAAAAGUUUUUAAAACCGAGUUAUACUCUUCUUUCGAGUAGAAAAUCGGAGGGCGUGAUUUUCUACCAAUAAGCAAAAUAAUGAAUAUUUUUAUGCAUGUUUUCCAUGGAAUAUAAUUGAAUUUUUGAGGGCAUCGAAAAUCAAUGAGAAAAUUGCAUUCUAAUUAAGUAACCUUUUUUGAAGACUAUAGUUCUUGCAUGUAACCAGAAGAAAGUCCAUUCGAAAGCCGACACCCUGAGGUAACUGGAUCAUUAUAGAAUUAGGUUGUAGGCUGACUAGUUUUACAACCCUACUUACUUAAUCUUCUCGAAUCGAAAAUGCAUUUCGAAAUUUCGGUUGACAUUUCAUGAGUUAGACCACCUACUGUAGGCUGGGCCGCGAGUGAGACCCUGGCUACCACGACCUUCAGGCCCGGAUCCUAAUGGAAAGAGAAGGCGUACGCCAGUGGGAAGGAUGAUGUAUUCUGUACAGGAUAACUGGAGAAGGAGUUUGCAGCCGGUGGGCGACGUCCCCAGUGUGUCUGGGAAUGCGUCAGUCCUAGGCCAGAACACUUCUGACUCGGCCAUGAAUCUGAUUGGCCAGUUGGGGAACCGAGUGCACGAAUGCCAUACAGCCCUGGUGCUCACGUGCAGACAUUCGCGAGGUGCCUAGUGUUGAGACAGGCGCUGGGAGUAGGGCUACAACAGGUCCGAAUUGCUACAUAAAGACAAGCAUGUAGCGCAAAUGCACUUUUUCACUUUUUUGUGUGACAAAGAACAACAUCUGUUCCUAACCUAAAAAUCUCCUCUUGCCACUGUUCCCUUUUUACAGGUGGCGUCGACACCUUAAUAUUAUGAUAUCAAGGUCACCCUAAAAUAGUAAUAUUUCAGGGGAAACACAUCUAUUUCCGGGAGCCAACUGUCUCAGCCAGGUGGAAUUGGCAGUCUGUCUGCACAAACGGUGAUAAAUUGGCAGAGUUUAUGCAUGCCUCUAAAAUGUCCAAUCUAGUACGGCGCAGGGAGUAGAAAAGUCUCCCUGAACCGAAACUGGUUGAAUUAUCUACUGGCAAAAGGCACAUUCCGACUCUCACGCGGCUUCUCGGCAUAUACACGAGGCUGCGGUGCCGGCGUGUGAUGAGACAAAAAACCGACACGAGGUGGCUCCGCCCAGUUUCGAACUGGGGACCUUCUGCGUGUUAGGCAGACGUGAUAACCACUACACCACGGAACCACGCUCUCGCCGUCUUUCAAAUGCUUCCUUAACCUACAACGUCUCGCGCCACCUGCUGCAGGAAGACCGCUUAAGCGCGAUUUACUUUUAUCAACGUUUGCCGUUUGGAGAGGCAGAUGGUGCCGAGAUCCUCGAUACUGGCGAAUACUCCAGUACCAGAAGAGAUGAAUGACUGAGCCGAAGUUGCAGCUGGCAGAUUUUCAUUCAGUUUUAAACGGCUUUCAGACUGUCAUGGGCCGCCUCCCAGUAUCUUCCUAUGUUCCGUUAUGGUUCUAACCUACUGGGCGUUUCCUCCCAGACAACUCUCCUUCAACUUGAACAGUCGCAGAAGGGCAAGUAGACACACGGGAUUAAAUAACCUUGUUUAAAAUCAUAGGAUAGCUUCGCAAAUGCCGCUAUAAAUGGACGAUUACCCACGACGGCUGCGUGCGAGAGGACAGCUUGUUUAGUUGAUUUUUUAACUUCCACAUAAAACGGUUGACGACAGCCGACUGGUUGCCAGUAAACGUGGGUAAUGUGUGAAUAACCCCGGUCCCUUGCUCCUGUGUCCAUAAGGCAUUUCUAUCUAGUAAAUCGAAUGAAUAGUGCUCAGGCUGGACAAAAAAACGUCCCAGAAAGUGAAGAGCAGAUUUUAAAUCGCAGUUGAGGAAUUUCUGUCUGCCUUUAUUCAUUUAUAGAACAUUCUCACCAUGUACGGUCUAGAAAUUAAAAGAUACGAACAACUUACGCAACAAUAACCCAGUGAUACAGCUAGUCUCUGCUGUCUACCCGAGUUUGCCUUCAAGUAAUUAUCGACACCGGCACCGAUAACCAGUAAAGCGGACUGGGCAAAAUUUCAGUUCAGUUCACUUUCACUAAGGGAAAGAUAGACGGGCGCUUUUCAGCGAACUAUUGGUUACAAAUUGUGUGAGAAAAAACACCGAUAAGUGAAAAGUUGAUUGUUUACAUAAUUGCACGCGAAAAGGCCAAACAUGAACGCCUACUUGCUCAUUGCAAGUAGUAUAUACACAUGUAAUUUGUGUGGCUGGUCAUGUGAGUAUCUGUGUGACUGGUAAUUUGAAAGCUUGAUACGUGUCAAGUCUACAAUUGAGUGAAUCCACACAGGAGAGUACAACACCACUAGACAGGGCGUUCCACACCGCAACCACUCUGUUACUGGGACAAAAUCUUUGUCCAUUGACCCUUGCUUUACCUAAGCGCGCAACGUGGGCGUAUUUCUUUGAGUGAAAAAAUCACUGGUUGGACAAGAUUUCAGUUCAGUUCACUUUUACUAAGAGAAAUAUAGGCGGGCGCCUUUGAACGCGUUCCUACUCGAGCGAUUUGUUUAUUGGGAAGAUCAUUUGGAAUAUCGGGAGAGACCGGUACGCCAUCCAUGUAGAACUGAAAUUGAGGUUGUGGCAUAAUCCCAGAACAACUAUUAUUGUAACUUUAUUCUAAUGAUGGAUCCUGUCCGAUCACGUGAAGGGUGCCGCAAAAUGACUACAAGACAUGAUUUACAUCUUGCCAAAUGCACUGGUCUAAAAGAUCCACCCGCACCCUCUCCAUUCAUAGAUGCACAUUGUCGCCUACUCUUCCAUGUAUACCGGAUCCUCCACCGCGCCUUCGGCUCCGGGUGGUCUGGCCGUAAUUGGCGUCUUUUUCCAACUGACCACUGAUCAAUCCAACUCCAGUCUAUCAAAAAUGGGCGAUCUCUUAUCCUUGAUCAACCGGCUCAGAACGUCAGGUUCAGAAACCGAGAUGCAGCCGUUCGAUCCGAGGGUUGUGUUACCAAAAAGCAGGGAUCAGUUCUUCCGCUACUACGGUUCUCUCACUACACCACCAUGCACAGAAAACGUCCAGUGGACGGUCAUGAGGGAUCCCCUCUACGUAACCACUGCAGAGGUAAUCUUCCAUCCAGUUUUCCCUCUGCUUAUAUUCACAUUUUGCUUAAAUAAUGCUAAAUUGCAAGUUGAAGUUGGGUCGUGGUGGUGUCAGCAAAAGCGUCAACCUUUGUGCAGAGAGAGAAAGUGUGUUCUGGACUCCCUGGCUUUUCACGGAAGUAUAACGAGCUUGCAUAUGUUAAGAAAACUCUGAAGUAGCAGUGUUGGGGGGUUUAUAGUGUGGCAAUAUAACUUCUAAUUCAAGAGUCUGUACAGUUCUCUAACACAUGUUCAUCGUAGUGGAAAAUUCGGUUGGUUACUUUGAAGAAGCCUGUCAACAUUGGCUGACAAGGAUGCCCGAGCACAAACGGGCGAUGAGGUGGUCGCCCAGGUUGGCCGUGAGGCCAAGGUCCGUGUAGUGAAGGGCAUGGGUAAGCUGAGGGACAACUCGGCGGCUGGAGAUCAGACAUGAUGUCAGGCGUCAACCCCCAACUGACGUUUGGAGGCAAGUAGUUUGUUACGGAUACAAAUUUUUAACUCUUAGGUUGUGAGGUCUAGCAGCUGAUUAUUUUGUGCGCAACCAGGGAAUAUCGAGUCUAAGUAAGUAAGCACACAACGGAGACAUAAUGCACCACAUUAAAUCAUGCUCCCCACACAGAAGUUGCCUACGGGUGUUGGGUUCAUAACGUACCCUAUUCGUCUUGACGUUCUCAAGAUGGAAUAUCACAGUGGAAAUUUCCUUAACAUAAUCCCCGCAGCAGAGUGGUUAGAAUUAUACUGCUCAUUUUCUGACUAUGAGGGAUCACUUAUCCCGAGUAUAUCUGUCAUUCUGACCGAAUUUCCUUCUUUGAACAAACGGUUGCGUUACUGUGAACCCUCUGAGAUAAUAAUACUAACCAGCAAUACCUAAAUCAGUGUUGUUAUACUCCCUUAAAUCAUAGCUGGACCUGCUGCGAUCCCUUCAGUUUGGAAGCUCUGAUGACAGAAAGCCGAUGCAAGACAAUUUUCGCCCGGUGCAAAUGCUCAAUCCAAUAGGCACAGCACAACCACGAGUGCUGUACAAAUCCUGGUCUGCGGCUUCACGUCCCGUUGCAGCCUCUCUCUCCGUAUUCGCCCUUUGUUUAGCUCUCUUCAUGAUUUCCGUCUAA
Molecule: messenger RNA, 16087 nt
Organism: Spirometra erinaceieuropaei
Lineage: Eukaryota; Metazoa; Platyhelminthes; Cestoda; Diphyllobothriidea; Diphyllobothriidae
Source: the annotation of a GenBank genome assembly